Messenger RNA from Colletotrichum graminicola M1.001, 480 nucleotides. RefSeq lists its product as uncharacterized. Gene Ontology annotation, molecular function: 7S RNA binding. Gene Ontology annotation, biological process: SRP-dependent cotranslational protein targeting to membrane; SRP-dependent cotranslational protein targeting to membrane, signal sequence recognition. The coding region runs from base 1 to 480 and encodes 159 amino acids. Lineage: Eukaryota; Fungi; Ascomycota; Sordariomycetes; Glomerellales; Glomerellaceae. Gene Ontology annotation, cellular component: signal recognition particle, endoplasmic reticulum targeting. The transcript has a single exon. The record is from RefSeq and is a predicted model, not a curated record.
AUGUCGCACCCCCGCAUAGAAGAGGUCGAGGACAGCGACCUGGAGGCCUCGGACCCCUCCGAGGGCGACAUUGACGACUUCAGCGACAACGAUAUCAUGCGCCGCGUCGAACCAAAGUCCUCGGCGGCGUCGCAGAUCAAACCGGCCAACAUCCCACCCGCGGCCGCGCCGCGCCCCGGGGCCCCGGGAUCCGAGUUCCAGACGACCAACGACGCGAAGCAGUACGCCGACUUCCAGUGCCUAUACCCGGUGUACUUUGACGCGCGCCGCACCCGCGCCGAGGGCCGCCGCGUGCCCAAGUCGCUCGCCGUCGAGAACCCCAUCGCCCGCGAGAUCGUCAAGGCCUGCGCGGCCCUCCGGCUGCCGACCCUCUUCGAGCCCGCAAAGUUCCACCCCAAGGACUGGGCGAACCCGGGCCGCGUCAAGAUCCGCAUCCGCUUCGGCGGCGAGUCCGGCCGCGGCCGCGAUGGCGCCCAGUAG